GUUCAGCGAAAUCGAAACUAGACUGCUGUCGAACUGUUGUGAAUGUCUCUCCACCUGUGAGUGCUUGCAGUAAAAUGGCAGAAUCCAGUGUUUCUUUGGCUCAGAAUGAGUUCAGCUGUUCAAUCUGUCUGGAUCUACUGAAGGAUCCAGUGACAGUUCCCUGUGGACACAGUUACUGUAUGAGCUGUAUUACAGGCUGCUGGAAUCAGGAUGAUCAGAAGGGAGUCUACAGCUGCCCUCAGUGCAGACAGACCUUCACUCCAAGACCUGUUUUAGGUAAAAACACCAUACUGGCUGAAGUGCUGGAGAAACUCAAGAAGACAAAACGCCAAGCUGCUCGUCCUGCUCAGUGUUCCACUGGAUCUGGAAAUGUGGAGUGUGACAUCUGUACUGGGAGAAAAUAUAAAGCCAUCAAAUCCUGUCUGGUGUGUCUGGAAUCUUACUGUAAAAAUCAUUUUAAACGUCAUGAAGAAUUUCACUCUGGAAAGCGACACAAGUUGACUGAUGCCAAUGGACAACUGCAGGAGAUGAUCUGCCCUCAACAUGAUAAACUGCUGGAGAUUUUCUGUCGUACUGAUCAGCAGUGUAUUUGUUAUAUGUGUAUGGUAGAUGAACACAAAGACCACAACACUGUAUCAGCUGCAGCAGAGAGGACGGAGAAACAGGUAUGA
Sinocyclocheilus grahami is the source of this 671-nucleotide messenger RNA. Its product is annotated as E3 ubiquitin/ISG15 ligase TRIM25-like. The transcript has a single exon. Gene Ontology annotation, molecular function: zinc ion binding. The coding region runs from base 75 to 671 and encodes 198 amino acids. The record is from RefSeq and is a predicted model, not a curated record. Lineage: Eukaryota; Metazoa; Chordata; Actinopteri; Cypriniformes; Cyprinidae.